AUGGUUAUAAUAAAAAUAAAGAUCAAAUGGAAUUGGCUUCUGCGACAGUCUCAAUUGAAUUGGAAUGUUACUUUAAAAAAGAUUGCCACUAGUCAUAAUAAUAUUUUUUAUUUGACACCAGGUUUUAAUUUAAAUAAAGGCAGAAAUUAUGUAACUGCUGCUUAUGAUCAAGAUAUACAUACUAAUCAUCAUAUUAUUAGUGGUUCUAGUACUUUAUUAGAUACUGUUGAUGAUUUGAACUUUAAACAUCUUGAAGAAAAUAACAUGGAUACUGCUGAUAGAGAAUCUGAGUUUACUAAAUGGAUCUAUGAAAGUGUACUGGAAAAUCAACCGUGUCACAGGAUGUCUUUAAGAGAUAAUUUGAAAUCGGUUGCAAUCUCUAACCAAUUAUCUGUAAAAGAAAAUAGUAUCAAUAAUAAUUCAUCAGAUAUUUAUGGUAUUCCGUCGGUAGCUGAUAUUACAUUUGAAAUUAUUUGGAAGGAUAAAUUUUCUGAGAUUGGGUUUGGCGACGAUAUUGAAAGAGUUGUUAAUGUAAUUAUAAAAAGAUUGAAUUAUAAAAGAAAUAUUUUUAAAGUCUCACAAUUGGUUCAGUUGAUAUCUACACUUUUUAACAAUAAUAGAUUUUAUCAUAUUCAUGAAAUUUAUAUAGCAUACAAGAAAUAUUUGUAUCCAAUUACUUCAAAAAUAGUUGAUGAUACAGAUAAAUAUAGGAUUCUUUUGAAGAGAUUCAUUCAAGUAGAGAACCAACUAGAACAUUAUGCAGAAGUGGAGCAAUUGUUUGCUCAAUAUAUCAAAUUGAAUCAUAUGAGUAGUCCCAUAGUCGCUAUUGGUUUGAAAUCCUUUGUUUCCAGAAAUAAUCUUCAAUUAGCUAAAGAAUUUUUUAUCCAGAUUAUGAAAGAUAGUGAUAACAUUUUUCCUUUAGAUUCAAAGGAUUUCAAAAGAUUCUUAAAAUUUUUACAAAAUUCAUAUCGUUAUGAAUCAAUUGAUUAUUUUGUGUCAAUGUGGAUUCAAUAUGAUAAACCACUAGAUUUUGAACUGUUAGCAUAUAUCCAUUAUAUUUAUUUAAUGAAUAAUAAUCCAUUGGUUGACAACUUAGCCAAAUUUGAAUCUAAAGAAGGUCGUCCCUUUAAAUCAGGUUAUUUUCAAUCAGUUCAAUGUAAAAUUAUUGGUACCUAUUGUCAAUUAAUACGUAAUAACUCUAUUGAUCAUACAAAAUUAGAACAAUUAAAUCAGGAGGUUGAGAGCUUACCCAGUAGUAAUGCUAAAUUAAAGUAUUGGUAUCAUAAAAAUUUAUUAAAAUUGUAUGUACGUUUCCAUGAUUUGAAAUCAAUAGAAAAUGUGUUACAAACAAUGUUGAUGGAUCAAACAAUUACUGUGGACUCAAAUAUUUAUAAUAUUGUUGCUACGUAUUUUGUCCAGAAAGGUGAUUUAAAGAAUUUAAUAAUAUUUUAUAGCAAUUUAUUACAUGAUAGAGUAGUUAAUUUGAAGAGUGAUAUUUUUUAUUUGAUUUUACGGUGUAGUAAAAUUGCAUAUCCUGAUGAAAAUUUUCAACUAAUAAUUAAUCAAUUGAAAAAAGUUUUUAAGAGGAGUCGUGACGAUAUGAGAUUGUUAUGGUGGUUAAAUAAUGUGGAAAAAAAUUUGAAAUUAUAUGAUGGUUUGAACAGGGUCACUGUAUCGGACAAUAGAUUUUACAUGAAUUUUAUCAAUAAAAUUAAAAGAAAUGAUUUAGUUAAUGCCAAAGAUUUACUCCAUCAAUAUCUCCAAAAAGGUGUAAAACAAGAUCAACAUAUUUUAUAUAAGAUGUUAAAGUUUUGUUUAUCUAAUGAUAAGGCGAUUCAACUGGCAGAGAUUAUUGAUAGGCAUAUUAGACAAGAUGACUAUUUCUAUAGGAGUAAUCCAUUGAAAUUGGAGAUAAUUUGGUUAAAAUACCAUAUCAAGAUGGGUCAAAAUAAUGGAUUGAAUACUGAUGGUAAAAUAAGAUUACAACAGUUUGAAAAAAAUUUUGAUUUGCAACUAAAAUCACAAAAUUGUUUAGAUUUAGCUAACUUAAUGAUCGAGUUCAAAGACUAUACAAAUGCAGAAAGAGUGCUAAAGAAAGCAAGGGAAAGGAUAAUAAAUGAUGAUCAGAUACAAUGGACUAUAUAUUAUAUGAUGUCAUUAAAAUUAUCUACUAGGGCAUUAAAUCCACAGUUAUUUAUUGAUCUUUUAAGAAAAUGGAAUGGGUCAUAUUUACCGGUGAUACUAUUAAGCAAAAAUAAAAAUCAAAUAAAUUGUUAUAUCAAAUAUUUUUGUAAAAAUUGGGAUAAGAUUAAUGAGAUAACGUGUAUCACUAAUCACAUCAAUAGUGAUAGGUGUAAUAAUGAGAAUCAAGAGAAUACUGUUGGUACUUCUAUUGAUAAUCAUUAUAAUCCAUGUGGAACUUUUGAAAAUUGGCAAGAUUUAGUUAAAAAUAUAUUAGAACAAUUGAAAAAUAAAGAUAAAGAAAGACGAUUGCAAACAAGACAAAAUAUAGAAAUAAUGUUAGAUUCGAUUCAGCAGUGGAUUGAUCAAGCAGUACUGGAGAACUAUUCGUAUAAAGUACCGAAACAGCAUGGUCAAAAUAAAUAA
This is a messenger RNA of Arxiozyma heterogenica, 2607 nucleotides long. It is a transcript of the gene PET111, whose product is annotated as Pet111p. The transcript has a single exon. The record is from RefSeq and is a predicted model, not a curated record. NCBI's taxonomy places the organism in Eukaryota, Fungi, Ascomycota, Saccharomycetes, Saccharomycetales, Saccharomycetaceae. Bases 1 to 2607 code for a protein of 868 amino acids.